Molecule: messenger RNA, 1101 nt
Organism: Ahaetulla prasina
Lineage: Eukaryota; Metazoa; Chordata; Lepidosauria; Squamata; Colubridae
Product: vomeronasal type-2 receptor 26-like
Exons: 5
Coding region: 1-1101 (366 amino acids)
Biological process (GO): G protein-coupled receptor signaling pathway
Cellular component (GO): membrane
Molecular function (GO): G protein-coupled receptor activity
Source: RefSeq, a predicted model, not a curated record
AUGCAUGACAACUAUUUGAACACACUUGGCACUUCAGAAGCCUUGCUGGACAUGCUCUCUACUGGAGAAGCCAAUGUUCCCAAUUACAGCUGUGGAAGGAAGGACCACCUGUUGGCUCUUCUUGAUGCAGCUGACAGGGAGAUUUCCAUCCAGAUGUCAACAUUAGUAGGCCCCUACAAAGUCUCACAGUUCCAUCCCUUUCUGGAGAAGAAUGAGUUCAACAAUCUUUCCCACUGGAAUCUUUACACGGACCAUAAUGGAGAAAUAGCUGCAGAUAUGGACAUUGAAUUCAUGUCUGUGCCUCAGUCCCAAUGUGUGGAAAGUUGUCAUCCUGGAUUUGUGAAGCGGAAGCGAGAAGGAGAGCCUGCUUGCUGCUACGACUGUAUUCCUUGUCCUGAGGGGACCAUCUCCAUUCAUGAAGCCACAGGCCUUGUUUUAAUCAUAUUCAUUAAACAUCAGGAAACUCCCAUUGUGAAAGCCAACAAUCGAGACCUCUCUUACGUCCUCCUGGCCUCCCUCCUGCUUUGCUUCUUGUCUCCUUUUCUCUUCAUUGGUCAACCAAGGAAAGCUACCUGCCUUCUCCGACAAACCGUUUUCAGCAUCAUCUUCUCAGUUGCCGUUUCUUCUCUCUUGGCCAAAACCAUCACAGUGGUGCUGGCUUUCCUGGCCACAAAACCAGGAAACCGAGUGAAGAGAUGGUUGGGGAAGAGCUUGGCCAACUUCAUCAUCCUUUCUUGUUCUAGUGUCCAAAUUAUGAUCUGUUCCAUCUGGUUGGGAAUUUCUCCCCCAUUCCGUGACUCGGACUUUCACUCCCAGCCUGGGGAGAUCAUCCUGCAAUGCAAUGAAGGCUCUGUUUUCAUGUUCUACAUCACCCUCAGCUACAUGGGCUUCCUGGCUGCCAUCUGUUUCAUGGUGGCUUUCCUGGCCAGGAAUCUCCCUGGAGCCUUCAAUGAAGCCAAGCUGAUCACCUUCAGCAUGCUGGUCUUCUGCAAUGUCUGGGUCUCCUUCCUGCCCACCUACCUCAGCACCAAGGGGAAAUACAUGGUGGCUGCCGGAAAAGAUGCAUCCAAAAAACUCCAGUGGAGACAGAAGAUGAUUUGA